UGAUACGGUUGAUGAGACGGUUGAUGAAACGAUUGAUGAGCAGCGGCCCACAUGCACACCUGAUCAAUUCACUUGUCUGUCAGGGGCUAUCGCAUGUAUACCCGUUGGAUGGCGGUGUGACGGUCUCCCAGAAUGUGACGAUCAGAGCGACGAAUUGGAAUGUGCUGACCAGCGGCCUAGCUGCCAGGCUGAUCAAUUCAGGUGUAUCUCUGGGACUAUGCCAUGUAUCCCGAUUGAUUUGCUGUGCAAUGGUCGACCAGAAUGUUCGGAUGGGAGUGACGAGUUAGAAUGUGUUGUUACUGGACAACCUCCACUGCAGAACUCAUCUUCAGUAGUCAUAGGUGGUCGGAGUAAGUGUGAACCCCUGACUAUGCCGCUCUGUCUGCAGAAUGGAGUUCAAUACACAGAAACUAUCUUCCCUAACCUAGCUGGUAUGAUGACACAACAAGAUGCUAUAGUUGCUUCCGAGAGUUUGGCCCCAUUGGUGGCAAUAGGCUGUGGUCCCAUAGCAGACUUUGUGUGUACGUUGUUCGCUCCACCGUGCCUUGAGGUAGGCGAUGUAUCCGUACCAGUACCUCCAUGUAGACAUGUCUGCGAGGAAGCUCGAGAUCAAUGUAUGCCCAUCUUCCAAACUGUUGGUAUGCCAUGGCCCGAUCAAUUUGAAUGCUCAAGGUUUCCUGCCAUAGCAACCGAAGGACCAGCUAGGUGUGCCGAACCUGAAAUGAGGGUACUCGAUGCAUUGAACGAGGCUCAAGAGGUAACGGAACAGCAGGAACCUGAACUAUGUUAUGACGUCACAGUACCCGAAUGUCGUCAGAUGGGAUUCACUCAUACAAAGUUCCCCAACAUCUUCGGUCAUACCACACCCGAGGAGAUGGCUCAAGAUAUGACGUCACUAACUGGACUUAUCCUAUCGGGAUGCUCAGACGACCUUCUGCCUCUCAUCUGCGCAGCUUACCUGCCCAAAUGUGAUUCUGAGACUGGUGACGUCACCAAACCUUGUAAAGAGACUUGUAGAAGGAUCUCCAAGGAUUGUAAAGAUGCGAUGAAAGAGCUGUCCAUUGGACGAUUAGAUAUCUUCACAUGUAGGAACUAUCCAUCCAAGAAAGACGGUGAAUGUGUGGAGGAUGUCCGUGCACCUGCUGUCCCAGUUAUAAUGAACAUCUCGAGACCUGCCGUAUCUCAGGCACAGAUCUUCUCCCAACAACCUGACAUUCCUAACGUUAGCUUUAACGGUCUCGAGAUCACAUUCUUCAACUCCGCGGGAGAUGAUGAGGGCACCGUGGUCGUUGAUACAGAGGACGAAGCUACCAUCGAUCUCAUGACGCAGUCCCAGUAUACCUUGUUGGUCCGUGCCGUCAAUGAUUGGGGAGCUAGCGCAUACGUGGAUGCCACAGUACCUGAAUAUGUUCAGCGCGCUGAUCACUGUGAAUCAGUUUCUACUCCUAUAUGUAUGGAUAUGAAAUAUGACUUCACCCAGUUCCCGAAUCUCCUACAGCAUGCAAACCAGGACGUUGCCUAUUUGGAAUUAUCGCAGUUUGCUCCUCUCAUCCAAGUCCAGUGUUCGUUGGAUCUAGAGGCUUUCCUCUGUGCAGUCUAUAUGCCUCCAUGUACAGGUCAAUCAAGCCCACAAGGUAUCAAGCCGCCCUGUCGGGAGCUGUGUGAGUCUUCUCGUGUAGGCUGUUUACCACUGAUGACUAAGUUUGGAUACACUUGGCCUGAAACAUUGGAUUGCGAUCAGUUUCCUUUAGGAUCAGAAGUCGGCAAGAACUGCUUCUCCAACGAGGAACUAACUCUCCGGCCAGGUCAAGGACACAUAGAGAAACAAAUCAACUCUUCGGUUACUGCAUACUGCUCUUCAUCAUCUCCGGAUAACCGGCCAGAGUGGAUGAAUCCUGGAGGCGAAUCUGUAUCCAUGAAAACACGUGACAUGCCUGCCGUUGAGGGCGUCGCAUAUAGUGAACACAUCGGUUCCCAGACAGCUGCUCUUACCAUUCCAUCGCUAUCAGUAGAAAACAUGGGUGUCUAUUCAUGUAGACUAGGCAACGAAGAACAAACCAUGGAUAUCUCUCUACCAAGAUCGUGUGAAGCCCUUGAAUCAGCCCAAUGUGACAUGGUGCUACCAUACUCUGCAUCACUCUAUCCUAACUCUAUGGGUCACAUGACACCCACUGAAGCUGAGUUAGCAUCCUUUGAGUUCUUACCACUCCUAGCUAUGGGUUGUUCACCAGUCAACUUACCACUCUUCGUCUGUUCCCUUCACUUCCCAUCAUGUGGAGAUGCCCCGGUCUUACCGUGUUCGGAGCUAUGUCGGGCAGCCAUGACAGAAUGUUCAGUCUUUAUCCUUGGUAUCCAACAUGUCUGGCCAGAGAAGGCCCAGUGCAGCAACUUCCCUUCAAUGGCAGAAGGAACGUGCAUUCCACCGCAAGGUGUUUCAACGACUACGACCAGCGGGCAGCCAAACGAGGAAACCACUACCCCUCAGACAACUACCGUGGAGGCUACAACACCGGUCCCAUCUACACUAUCGGCAGUAGUUCCCGUACAUCAGAAUGUAACGAAUGCUACAACGGGUGAGCUUCUCCGCCGCUCCUACGCCAUCACAGACCGGGGAAUGGUGCAGAUGUUUCGUGGGUGGGUUGAUGUACAGGGCCAGGGCGCUCCCAACGAUUUCUGCAGGGUCGUGCGCACCGAUGGAAAGCCAUUCCUUUCAUGUCUUCUCGCUGGAUCUGAAGAAGAUGAUUUACUAGCCUAUACUUCCCCCAACCCCUCCGUAGAAUGGUUUGAUCCAGGUUAUUCCAAUACAUGGUACAUGAAGGAUGAGGAUAAUGAUGGGCGAGACGACUAUUGCAGAUGUAUUGGUAGUGUGCCCUCUACGUUGGUUGUCUGUAUGAAAGCUGGAGCAAAUGGAUUUGAGGGACCUGGCAGUGAUUUCUUACCUCCUAACUCCCCAGAGGAAUGUCUCUUCCACCAAGCCGAUCCUUUCUUUGGCUUCUAAUUGUCUCAUCAUUCAAUGUCAACAUUGCUCUUUAUACUCUAUCUACCAGGUAAACUUCUUCUACAAAGUUUGUUACCAUACAUUAACUCACAAGUGUUUGGCUGUUUGUAUAUUGAUCUGAUAACGAACAGGAAAUUGCAAGCAUUAAGUGUGAUAAAGAAUGAGAAUGACUGCCCUAUGGGAAAGCAUUUUACGAGUUCAUCUUCUUUACUUCUUAAUAAUGUAAUAAAAUAAACAGUAAAAUGAAUAAAUUGGUAAAAUUUGUAAUAUUUUGUAGACAAUGUUGAAAGAUUUGAUACCACUAAAAGGACUGUCGGUUCUCCAUUUAAACUUGUAUGAGUGACGCUUAUGUUGAUUUUUGUUGUGAUAAUGUUUAGUCUAAAACCUAAAUGUAAAAACCAAUAGUCUACAAUGUAUGCCUAUGUACUUUGUUCCUUGUAAAAAAAAGGAAACAUUUUACCUACCUCUAAAGAGAGAAAAAGAACGAAUCUGUAUUGGUGAUAUUAUAUUAUUAUAAUAUCAGUAUACAAUGAUCCUUAAAUAGACCCCAAACCAAGUAAAUACGAUAUUACACCGAUUCCUGCUGUGAACUAUUACCAUUAUAGUGAUGUGUUUUCAAUACCGUUUGUCCAUCCGGAUGACCUUUUUACAGUACACAUACAUGUAUAUCAUUUUCAACCGUGACUGCAGGUUUUUUUAUAGAAUGUAUCCUUAUCCUCCCACAAAAAACAGGCUCGAUUUUUGUAUCUUUUUCUAAAGAUUUGUAAAUAGAUAACAAUGAACGUUCAUUACGCUAGCUGUAUUAUCACGUGACUAAUAAAGAGAUAGAAACAUCUCAUUGAGUUGA
This is a messenger RNA of Strongylocentrotus purpuratus (purple sea urchin), 3845 nucleotides long. RefSeq names its product secreted frizzled-related protein (gene SFRP). Gene Ontology annotation, biological process: canonical Wnt signaling pathway; non-canonical Wnt signaling pathway. Bases 218 to 2998 code for a protein of 926 amino acids. NCBI's taxonomy places the organism in Eukaryota, Metazoa, Echinodermata, Echinoidea, Camarodonta, Strongylocentrotidae. The record is from RefSeq and is a predicted model, not a curated record. Gene Ontology annotation, molecular function: Wnt-protein binding; Wnt receptor activity. The transcript is spliced from 15 exons. Gene Ontology annotation, cellular component: plasma membrane.